Eucalyptus grandis is the source of this 972-nucleotide messenger RNA. RefSeq lists its product as uncharacterized. Bases 197 to 547 code for a protein of 116 amino acids. NCBI's taxonomy places the organism in Eukaryota, Viridiplantae, Streptophyta, Magnoliopsida, Myrtales, Myrtaceae. The transcript has 3 exons. The record is from RefSeq and is a predicted model, not a curated record.
GCCGCACCAGCUGUAACAUCAAAUCUAGUCGAAUUACUCGGGGUUUUCUUGGAAGUUGAAUGCAAAAGGUAGAGACAAAACUUUGGAACUCCAAAACGCAUUUCGUUUUGGCUGUCUCGAAUUUGAACGGGCACAGGCCAAAACGAGGACGGCGCAGCCCGCCCCGCUCGGUCAGCUUCCCAGAGAGGGAGAAAAAAUGGCGGCCUCGUUCAAGUGGGUACUCCAGCUUCACAGGGACGUCCCUAGAGCCGCUCGCUUCUAUUCGCAAGGCCUCGAUUUCACCGUCAGCGUCUGCACUCUCCGGUGGGCCGAGCUCGAGGCGGGCCCUCUCAAGCUCGCCUUGAUGCAGGCGUCGAGUGAUCAUGUCAUGGAGAAGGGAUACUCAUCGCUCUUGUCGUUCACAGUCGCUGACAUCAACAAUACAGUGACAAAGCUAAUGGCAUUAGGAGCUGAGCUUGAUGGUCCCAUCAAAUAUGAGAUCCAUGGGAAGGUUGCUGCUAUGCGGUGCUUAGAUGGUCACAUGGUAGGCCUUCAUGAACCUGCAUAAGAGUUCCAGAGUUGAAUAUUUCUGAUUGAUUAACCGUUUGAGCAACAGGACUCCACAGCUGCUCUCCUAGCCCAUUCAGUUUCUCUGAAGACAUUGGAUGCCGAAGUCUUGUUCUUUUAUUCUUUUCUGUCCCGUAAUGCUCACUUUCUGUUAAUUCAUAUUUAAGACUCUGCCACCCAAAGUCAUUGAGUGAAGUAGUUGCAACACACGGCGGUGAGCCUGAUAGCAAUCAAGUGGUGUUUAUACUGAGCUUUAGUUAACUUCUCAGCUAGAUGAUGGUGAUAUUGAAAAGCCAUUUAUCUAGAGAGAGAAUGAACUACUCUCAUUUAAGUUGAAUGAUUACUGUCUUUUUUCUACAUGCUGAUUUCAAACUCUGGUCUUCAAGGCGGGCAUGGAUAUCAUGAAUGAUGAUUCUUAAUGCACUA